CACAAAACCUAGGGUUUCCAUCUAGGAGAGAAAGCGAGCAGGUAGGCUAGGGUUUUGGGUUGUCUCUCUCUCUCAGAGCAGAAAUGGUAAAGUUCCUCAAGCAAAACAAGGCCGUCGUCGUCCUCCAGGGGCGUUUCGCCGGUCGGAAGGCGGUGAUUGUCCGCUCUUUCGACGACGGAACCCGCGAUCGGCCGUAUGGGCACUGCCUUGUCGCCGGAAUUGCCAAGUACCCGAAGAAGGUGAUCCGGAAGGACUCUGCGAAGAAGACGGCGAAGAAGUCGAGAGUGAAGGCCUUCAUCAAGCUCGUCAACUACAACCACCUGAUGCCCACUCGCUACACCCUGGACGUGGAUCUCAAGGACGUAGUCACCGUCGACGCACUUCAGAGCAGGGACAAGAAGGUGACGGCGGCCAAGGAGACCAAGGCCAGGUUCGAGGAGCGGUUCAAGACUGGGAAGAACAGGUGGUUCUUUACCAAGCUCAGGUUCUGAGGUCUUAAGGCUUUCUUUGCUAUGAACUCAAAUCGGACUUGUUAUGUUUUAGGGAUUCUGUCUUUUUGAUGUGUUAUUUUUAAGAUGAUGGAGAUGGAGUUUAGUUUCUGUUUUGAAUUUGGUUCAAUAUUGGUUAAAUCUAAUAUGGUUGCGAUUUCGAGUUUAUUUGGUUUUGUUAA
Vitis riparia (riverbank grape) is the source of this 670-nucleotide messenger RNA. RefSeq names its product 60S ribosomal protein L27-3. Gene Ontology annotation, biological process: translation. Gene Ontology annotation, cellular component: cytosolic large ribosomal subunit; ribosome. The coding region runs from base 84 to 491 and encodes 135 amino acids. Lineage: Eukaryota; Viridiplantae; Streptophyta; Magnoliopsida; Vitales; Vitaceae. Gene Ontology annotation, molecular function: structural constituent of ribosome. The transcript has a single exon. The record is from RefSeq and is a predicted model, not a curated record.